Messenger RNA from Phragmites australis (common reed), 1278 nucleotides. Its product is annotated as peroxidase 2-like. NCBI's taxonomy places the organism in Eukaryota, Viridiplantae, Streptophyta, Magnoliopsida, Poales, Poaceae. The coding region runs from base 37 to 1023 and encodes 328 amino acids. Gene Ontology annotation, cellular component: plant-type cell wall; plasmodesma. Gene Ontology annotation, biological process: hydrogen peroxide catabolic process; response to oxidative stress. The record is from RefSeq and is a predicted model, not a curated record. The transcript has 2 exons. Gene Ontology annotation, molecular function: peroxidase activity; heme binding.
ACUCAAGUACAAAGGCUUAGAGCACGAUCGAAGACAAUGGCUGGUUCGUUCCGGCUCGUCGUGGCGGUGACAUGCACCUUGGUGCUUGCGUCAGCUUGCCAGGGCCUGGAGGUGGGCUACUACAAGAAGACGUGCCCUCGUGUCGAGGCCAUUGUGAGGGAUGAGGUGAAGAAGUUCGUCUAUAAGAAUGCCGGCAUUGGUGCCGGCCUCAUCCGUCUCGUCUUCCACGACUGCUUCGUCCAGGGAUGUGAUGGCUCUGUCCUGCUAGACCCGACACCGGUGAACCCGCAGCCGGAGAAGUUGAGCCCCCCCAACAUGCCAAGCCUGCGCGGAUUCGAGGUGAUUGACGCGGCCAAGGACGCCGUAGAGAAGACCUGCCCUGGCAUUGUCUCCUGUGCAGACAUCGUCGCCUUCGCCGCCCGAGACGCCACCUACUUUCUCAGCAGGUUCAAGGUCAAGAUCAACAUGCCCGCUGGCCGCCUCGACGGGCGCGUCUCCAUCGCCUCUGAGGCCCUCAACAACCUGCCACCGCCGUUCUCCAACAUCACUGAGCUCAUCAACAGCUUCGCUACCAAGGGCCUCGACGCCGAGGACAUGGUUGUGCUCUCGGGAGCGCACACUGUCGGCCGCUCCCACUGCUCAUCCUUUGUCCCCGACCGCCUGGCCGUCCCCUCCGACAUCAGCGCCUGGUUUGCCAACAUACUGAAGAGGCGGUGUCCUGCCAACCCGACCCCGGGAAACGACCCCACCGUGAACCAGGAUAUCUUCACUCCCAACGCGUUCGACAACCAGUACUACAAGAACGUGCUCGAGCACAAGGUGCUCUUCAAGUCUGACGCUGCGCUGAUCACCACACCUGCCACGGCAAAGAUGGUUAAUGACAACGCCUUCAUCCCCGGGUGGUGGGAGGAUAAGUUUGCGAAGGCUUUUGUCAAGAUGGCCGGCAUCGAGGUGAAGAUCGGCAACCAGGGCGAGAUAAGGAAAAACUGCAGGGUCGUAAACUAUGGUCGUCCCAACUACUGAUCAUCAACCGGAUGCAGCCAUGCAUGCAUGACUAUUGGUUUGUUCGUUUGUGAAAUUUCGUGAGCACCUCGAUUUUUUUCCUUUUUUUACACACCAGCGGAAAAUUCUUCGCGGAUACCUGGUUUUAUUUCUUUAUUCUUUUUGCUAUUGUUGUUGUAUUCCUUGCAAUGUUCGUCGAGAAUGUGUACUGUCACUGAAUAAAGAUGUAACACUCGUUUUUUAAUCUCUCGAGCUUUGUAUUUGAGACUUUGGCAU